Molecule: messenger RNA, 1176 nt
Organism: Aplosporella prunicola CBS 121167
Lineage: Eukaryota; Fungi; Ascomycota; Dothideomycetes; Botryosphaeriales; Aplosporellaceae
Exons: 3
Coding region: 175-843 (222 amino acids)
Source: RefSeq, a predicted model, not a curated record
CCUGGGGGGUCUGCCUUAGGUAAGCGGGCCCUGUACCGCAGCCGGCCAUCCAUGUGCUGCAACCCCAUCCUCGCAUAGGUAGAGACACUUGGACUUGUAGACAUGCUCGCCCACGAAUAAAUCUCUCUCUCUCUCUCUCUCUCUCUGUGCUCGCUCCUCCUCUCCCCCUCCCAAAUGCGCAUCCGCAAGGCGCCCGCAGGCGCCUUCGUCGUCCUAUGUCUGCUGUCUGCCUUUGCCGGCCUCGGGCGCCAGCAGCUGCCGCAGUACAAGCAGAGUGACAAGGUCCUACACUUUGUCACCUUCUUCCUCCUCACCGUAAGUCGUGUGCAUGCACCCACGUCAUGGCGCCGAGGUACUAAUUGUAUGCCACAGCUUGCCUUCUACUGGAUCUUAGAAACCAGUCGCCGCCGCGUCCUCCAUCUCACCGCCUUCGUUUGCUGUGUUGUACUCGCCGUUGGCUCCGAAGUUCUCCAAGGCCUCCUACCCAACGACCGUGUCUUCGACCCCUUCGAUAUUGUAGCCAACGAAGUCGGCUGCUUAUGCGCCCUCGGCCUCAGUACCUGGUACCACAAGCGCAUGCUCGAGCGCAAGCGCGCGGCCAAAAACUACAACCUCGUGCCCGGCGAAGACGUCGAUGUGGAGUUGGGCGAAGGUUUGGGACAACAAGAGUCUGGUGUUACUCAUGAUGGCAAUGCAGGCAUGACCGUUGAAGAGGAGUUGGACAACUGGGACGAGAAUGCCGAGGAUUGGGACGCUGAGGAUCCUGAGGGUGCGAACGUGAACGGCAACGGCCACAAUGCCGAAGAAUCUAGGCCUCUCGAGCCGAAGAAGAGGAACGACUGAUGACUGGAAUGUAUGAAGAUUGCUGUGCCGGCAUCUCGGUUGAGAUGCAACAAUUUCCUUUCCAGUAGUUUACUUUGUGGCACUGAUGUUGUUGUUUGUGUAUGAACAUGAGUGGUUUGCUUCUUUUACAUAGGAGGACACUCUGGUCAGGAGGUCCGUUCGCAUUCGAGAAUGCUUACGCUCAGGUGGAAAUCUUCAUCCUAUGAGUAGGAUUUAUGUGCAGCAACUUGUAUCCCGCACUCGACAGUAAGCAAGAUGUAUUAGUUCUUAAUGGUUCGAGCAAUUCCUCCAACAAAAGGUUUGUCGUAAUACUAUAUGCGUACUAUAUUAUAC